Molecule: messenger RNA, 984 nt
Organism: Tetrapisispora phaffii CBS 4417
Lineage: Eukaryota; Fungi; Ascomycota; Saccharomycetes; Saccharomycetales; Saccharomycetaceae
Gene: SHE1
Product: She1p
Exons: 1
Coding region: 1-984 (327 amino acids)
Cellular component (GO): microtubule cytoskeleton
Molecular function (GO): microtubule binding
Source: RefSeq, a predicted model, not a curated record
AUGAAUGGUCAAGUAGAAAAUUAUAGAACCAGCGGAAAUGCAAAUUUUACAUAUGGGGGAGAAGUGUUGUGCGAUAUGGAGAAUGAUAUAACAUCGAAGAGUUUCAGUUUAAGUCCAUUGAAAACUCAAGAUAUUGUUAAUUCGAUAGGCGUCUCUAGAAGAAUAGUGAACUCGGUGAUGGAUGAGUUGGAGUCAAGAGUAAACAACAACGCAGACACAAAUGAGCACGAUAAUAUAAUGGAUAAUAAAAGUAUGGAGUUUCCUGUGACUCCUAAGAAAUUACGUUUAAGUCCUAUUAAAGAUUUGGACUUAACAAUUAAGAGAUUGAAGGCAAAUGACAGUGCAUCAGUUCCAAUGCCUGCACCACCCACUUCAUCACCUGCUGUUAACGAUAUAACAAGACGUAUAAGAAGACUCCGAUUAAAAGCAGCAAUGGUUAAUACAUCAUCUCAUAACACAAAUAUAAAAAAUCUGAAUAAUAGUGAAAGUGUGAUUAAUAAAAAAUUAAGUAAUCAGCAGCCACUAAAGACACCCAAUUUCUUAAAAUCGACUAUAAAUUCAUCAAAUAAAAGAAUAAUGAAUACUGUAAAACAAAAUACAAGUUCAAAUCGCACCCCUACUUUGUUUAACAGUAAUAAUACAAAUGAAUUUGGAAGAUCCUCGUCUCGCAUGGAUGUUCGAGUAAAUAAUACAAGUAAAGUAAUACCUACACCCUCAAAACCAAGCAAUAAUGCUCAUUCUGUGAAUAAUACAAAUAAAAGUGCAAGCAUAAAAUCACAAGUCACACGCUCUUCAUCAACACAAGUAUUCGAUAGGCUAUACCAUCAGUCCUCUGUUUCACGUUCAAUUUCCAUGAAUAAUGUUGCUGUUGAAAAUGGGAAUUGUAAACCCCCUGGAACCAAACGCUCAAUGACGAGGAGUAAAACUAGCAAUAUGCUAUCCAGUCAUAUAUCUGAAUCAACUAACAAACCUGCAUGGAGGUAA